AUGGAUCAGGACAUUUCCGAGUCAGACAAACGCCCGCGAGCGUCUCUUCCCGUUCCCCGUUUCGUCAUCGCCCAAGGGCAUAUGUCACCCGCAUGUUCUUCACUACUCCUGCACUCUCUAACAUCAUGUCGUACAAGUUACAGGCGCCUCCAUAACAUUAUCCGCUCAUCUGCAUCCACCUCAGGCACAACUUCCCAGGCCAUCCGCACACCCACCACCCUCGGCAGCUCCCCAUCCCCCUCAACCACCUCCCCAUCCUCCAGCGCCCCUCCAUCGCACUCAGACACCUCAUCCAAUACCCCCACCUCUACCAAACAUCAUGUGGGACCCAAUGGGAGCGCGAACGGUAACAGAAGCUCGCACACAUGGCCCCACACCCCCGCACGCACCCGCCCCAUGCGCCGCGGACAGGAUCUCUCGGCCCGCUGGCACAGGCUCGAGAACGCGCUAAGGCACAAGGCAGCACUCGGUGUUGCGCGGGACGUUCUCGGUGGGCCGAGGUCUGCGAUGGAGGGUGCGGGUGUUGAGGGUGGUGUUGUUGAUGUUGAGGAGAGGGGAGGAGUGGAGGCUGUUGACGUUGAUGUCGGGAGAAAAGACGAUACUGUCGCGCGAAUAGCGGGUCUCGAGAUUCCCGACGAGCCACGGCCGCCUGCGGACGAUGAAUGCUGCAUGUCCGGGUGCGCAGUCUGCGUGUACGAUCUAUACGACGACGCCUUGAACGAAUACCGUGAGCGCGUCGAGUCCUUGCAGACUGCUCUGCGGGCCAAUGGCGUGCCCGAGGCGGAGUGGCCCGCACGUAUACGCACGGCGCCAUCGUCGAUCACGUCGCCAUUCUUUGAUGCUCCUGGUGGUACGGGUGGUGCUUCAUCCUCUCAGGUGCAGCAGUCACCACAGGCUGCCCAGCGAAGCGCGUCGACGAGCGCGUUCGAGGCGCUCGAGGCGUCGCUUAGAGGUAGUAAGGAGGAGGGUGCAGGUGUCGGGGAGGGAUCGAGCUCGGCGCAGAACUCAUCUUCUACCCUAUCUGGGGGCUCGCAGCCGCGGCGACAGUUCAGUACCAGUGCCGUGGCGUUCGCUGAGGACUCUGGCUGUGGCAAGAGUGCCUCGAGACCAGUGGGAAUGCGCUCUAUACCCAUUCCUCGCCAGGCUGCGACACAUCGUGGCUCUGUAUCUGAAACAGACGAAAACGAUACCAAGCCUGCCAGCGCUGCCCUCCGAUCUACUCAACAGUCACCGUUCGCGGGCGUCACAACAGGCACUGGACGGUCCGUGGUCGAAAUGCGACGCAAGCGCCGGUGGCGCCUCCGACCUCCGAGCUUGGGUGAGGUGUACGAGGGCGUGCGGUGGGUGUUAUUUGGGCACCGAUGAGGUAUUGUGGGAUUGGGGGGACGCUUGGUGGCUGGUGAGGACGGUGUUGCUGGAGCUUGGAUAGAGUUGCAUUAGAAUGCCUCAUAGAUUUUAUCGUAGACGGGCAGAUUAACUCAUGGAUGGAGGACGUAUCACUCCUUUAGAUUCUUGACUAGCGACCGUGUGUGAUGAUGUGCACGAUACUUGAAUCGAA
Coniophora puteana RWD-64-598 SS2 is the source of this 1558-nucleotide messenger RNA. RefSeq lists its product as uncharacterized. The coding region runs from base 1 to 1365 and encodes 454 amino acids. The record is from RefSeq and is a predicted model, not a curated record. Gene Ontology annotation, cellular component: mitochondrion. The transcript is spliced from 3 exons. NCBI's taxonomy places the organism in Eukaryota, Fungi, Basidiomycota, Agaricomycetes, Boletales, Coniophoraceae.